AUUAAGAGAGCCCUAGAAUUCCUCCGACACUCAGCCCCGAGAAAGUGAAGCAUCGAGACUAAUGAUGAAGCGUCUGAUCCCAACGUUCAACCGCAUCCUGGUGCAGAGAGUCAUCCAGCCUGCCAAAACCGAAAGCGGCAUCCUCCUCCCUGAGAAAGCCUCCAAGCUGAACUCGGGUAAGGUGAUAGCAGUAGGACCUGGAUCAAGGGAUAAGGACGGGAAAUUGAUUCCAGUUUCUGUCAAGGAAGGCGACACUGUUCUUCUCCCAGAGUACGGUGGUACUCAAGUCAAACUCGGAGAGAAAGAGUAUCAUCUUUUCCGAGAUGAGGACGUGUUGGGGACGUUGCACGAGGAUUGAGAAGGCUUAAAAAUCCAACAUACGAGAGAGGUCUUGUUGGCGUUUUUUUCAUGUUAUGUGGGAAGAGAACAAACAAGUCAUUUUAUAAGUUUAGUUUAUCUUCAAAAGUUGUGGUUUGACGUUAUCAUUGAGAUUUAACCUUAAUGUACUAUUUUAAUCUGUCAGUUUUUUUUUUAAAUGAGCAUCGAUCUUAAGAGCAAGUUAACUCUCGUGUGUUGCAUUUUGUGAUUACUCUUGAUAUCUUUUUUUGUUUGUUACCAAAUUCCAGUACUAUAUUCUUUGAUCAAUCUAUAACUAGAAAUCA
This is a messenger RNA of Eruca vesicaria subsp. sativa (arugula), 662 nucleotides long. NCBI's taxonomy places the organism in Eukaryota, Viridiplantae, Streptophyta, Magnoliopsida, Brassicales, Brassicaceae. The record is from the annotation of a GenBank genome assembly.